Microplitis demolitor is the source of this 2046-nucleotide messenger RNA. Its product is annotated as glutamate receptor 2. Lineage: Eukaryota; Metazoa; Arthropoda; Insecta; Hymenoptera; Braconidae. Bases 318 to 1973 code for a protein of 551 amino acids. Gene Ontology annotation, cellular component: membrane. Gene Ontology annotation, molecular function: ligand-gated monoatomic ion channel activity. The record is from RefSeq and is a predicted model, not a curated record. The transcript is spliced from 8 exons.
CCGAGUGCUUCCAAUAAAUAACGGAAACUAUUUCUAUCUAUUAUAGAAAAGUUUUUCAUAUCAAAUUUCCCGCCAUUUACCGUAAAACGCGCAAUUUAAGUAAAAUACCGUAAAAUGGGGAAAUUUACCGUAAUAAGGAUCUUCCAGGGAUAUAAUCGUGGGAAAUAUUCUUCUAAGUAUAGACAGUGUCCCAUAAUUUAUGAAUUUCAAAAACUUUUUAAUCAUUCGAAUAAAAACCAAAAAAAUUAAAUCCAUAAAUUUUGACUUAAUAUCAAAAAACCCUUAAUUACAUUAUUUUUCAGGCACAUGAAAGUGAAAUGUUUUUCGCGCCAACUAAGUGGUUAAUACUACAAGACAUAAGAUACGAAAAUUACAAUUCAUCAAAAAAUUACAACGACCAAGAAAAAAAAUUGAAGGAUAAAUUCAAAAAUUUUGAAAUUUUUCCCGACAGUGAACUAUAUAUUUCGCAGAGAUUUGAUGAUAAUAAUAUCAAAAUAUUGUCAAUUUACCGACCUAGUUUUUACGUAGAUUUAAUUAUCGAAGAGCGAGCUAAUUGGGAUAUUGAUAACGGUAUUAAUUUUAUCGAUUCAAUUCCUACAUCACGUCGGAGAAGAAAUCUUCAGUUAACGCCAUUGAAAACGUGUCUUGUGUUAACAAAUCCUGAUACAUUAAAUCAUCUGACGGAUUAUAAAGACAACAGAAUUGAUGCUGUUACAAAAGCUAAUUACAUUUGGAUGAUGCAUCUCGUUAAUCAAAUGAAUGCAACAGUAACAUAUACUUGGCGCGAUACUUGGGGUUAUCCAGAUAAAAAUGGCACUUGGAGUGGAAUGAUUGGAUUAUUAGAUCGUGGAGAAAUUGAUUUUGGUGGAACAGCGACGUUUCUUAUAAAACAAAGAAUUGGUGUGAUUGAAUAUUUACAAUUGUACACACCCGUUGGAUCAAAAUUCGUAUUUCGCAAACCUCCACUAUCUUAUGUGAGUAAUUUAUUCACUCUUCCAUUCGGACGCACAGUUUGGUACGCCAUCGCUGUGAUGUCAUGUAUUGUUUGUGGAUUUUUAUACAUAACCAUGAAAUGGGAAUGGAAAGAAAUUGAAAAAUCACCGGGAAAACUAGACGAAUUGAAAAAUGACCCAACUAUAAGCGAUAAUUUGCUGAUUCUCUUCAGUGCAGUUUCCCAACAAGGGUUAUCUUACGAACCUCGGACUAUUUCAUCACGAAUAGUAACAUUUAUGUUACUAAUUGCCGCUUUGAGUCUUUACGCAUCAUAUACAGCAAAUAUUGUUGCGCUUUUACAAUCAACAUCAUCAUCGAUAAAUACUCUGAAGGAACUUAUAAAUAGUGGUUUGAAAUUUGGAAUUUAUGAUAUUGUUUAUAAUAGAUAUUACUUUAAGGUAUUGGAUGAUCCAGUACGUCGAGAAUUUCGGGAACGUUUUGUAACAAAUAAAACAUCAAUAUGGAUAACACUAGAAGAUGGAAUUGAAAAGGUACGUCAAGGAUUAUUUGCAUUUCAUGUUGAUACUGCAGCUGGAUAUCAAUUGAUACAGGAAACGUAUGAAGAAGAUGAAAAAUGUGGGUUACAAGAAAUUGAUUACAUGGGUGUACUAGACCCGAUGCUUGUUAUAAAGAAGAAAUCUCCGUAUCGUGAAAUUUUUAGGGUUGGAUCACUCUGGUUACGUGAAACAGGACUACAACAACGUGACACUCCAAGAUUAUUUACUAAAAAACCAGUUUGUGUAGGUCAUACUAGUUUUAUAAGUGUCGGAACAACUGAAUGUUAUGCUGCUUUUUACACGAUCAUUUACGGAGCCGCAAUAGCAUUUUCGAUUUUUUUUAUUGAAAUUAUUUUACGUAAAUGUUUUGGAAACAAAAUGGCCGGCGAUGAAGAAUCAACUGAAUGUGAUGUUGACACAGAAAUUAAUGACAAAAAUAUAUCAAGACAAUCAUCAGAGUCAUUGGAAACUACCGUUGAAUAAUAUUCUUAAAAAGCAAUAAUUUAUUGUAGAAACAAUAUUAUUAUUAUUAAUGAACACAAUAAAAUAUUCGAUA